AUGGUAGUGGAGUGCAGUUUCAGUGCUACAGUAGAGGCAGUUGGAUACAGUGGCAAGAAAGCAGUUACGGCAGAUUUUCUCGUCGUCAGGGAAGGCCAGAGAUCGUUGCUAGGAAGAGCUACAGCCAGCGACAUGGGUCUGCUUCAAGUCGGAGAAACGGUGAACACCUGUGAGGAAUCUUCAGUGUUCCCCAAAAUGCCUGGCGUCAAAAUAAGGUUCAGCAUUGAUAAUUCUGUUCCACCGGUGCGUAAUGCAUAUUAUAAUAUCCCAGCGGCUUAUCGCGAAGAAGCUCGGCGGCGGCUGGAGCAAAUGGAGGCAAGGGGUAUUAUCGAAAAGGUCACAACGGCACCCCAGUGGAUUAGUGGAAUGUCGGCGGUGCCUAAGGGCAAAGAUAGCUUCCGCUUGGUGGUGAACAUGAGGGCACCAAACAAAGCCAUCAAGCGGGAGUAUUUCCGGUUACCGCUGAUCGAUGAGAUGAAGGUGAAGUUGCAUGGAGCAAAAUUUUUCACCAAACUUGAUCUGUCCGACGCGUUUUAUCAUCUCGAACUGAGUGAAGAGUCACGCGAUCUAACUACGUUCAUAUCGGAGACCGGGAUGUAUCGCUUCACUCGUUUGAUGUUUGGUGUCAAUUGUGCACCAGAAGUAUUUCAGCGUGAGAUGACGCGUAUUUUGAAAGACGUGAAGAACAAGGUCGUAUACAUCGAUGAUGUUCUAUUGUUUGCAGAAACAGUUGAAGAGUUGAGACAAACAGUUGCCCAAGUUUUGCAAAUUCUAAGAUCAAACAAUCUUACGCUCAAUGCUUCCAAAUGCGAGUACGAUCGAACGCGAAUCAACUUUCUGGGACACGAACUCAGCGAAAAAGGAUUCAACAUUGAAGCGUCGAAGGUCAAAGAUGUGCAGAAGUUUCGACAUCCAUCUACCUCGUCUGAACUUCGGAGUUUCCUUGGGCUUGCUUCAUUUGUAAGCCCCUACAUCAGAAACUUUGCGGAGAUAUCUGCACCUUUGUGGUCAGUGGUGACAGCGCAGAAGUGGAGCUGGGGUGUAGAACAGGAAAGUGCUUUCGAGCUCGUAAGGCAACGCAUCAUAGAUUCGACGAUAUCGUUGGGAUUCUUCUCUGAGUCGGACAGAACUAUCCUAUACACAGAUGCAUCUCCAAGUGCAUUGGGCGCCGUGUUGGUGCAGGAGAAUUGCCAAGGGAUUCCGCGUAUUAUAAGCUUUGCCUCAAAGUCACUGACGACUACUGAGAAAAAGUACGCGCAAAAUCAGCGGGAAGCGUUGAGUGCAGUAUGGGCAGUGGAGCAUUUCUCCUACUUUUUGCUAGGCAGACACUUUACGCUCCGUACAGACGCCCAAGGGAUGACAUUCAUCUUAAACAGAACCCGUGAAGAGUCAAAGCGAGCCUUAACGAGAGCAGAUGGUUGGGCUCUACGCCUCAGCCCAUAUGAUUACCAAGUCGAGUACAUCAGAGGACAUGACAACAUUGCGGAUUCGUCGUCGCGACUGUAUUGUGGUGAUGAUGACGCGUUUGAGGAGGAUAUUAGUCCAUGGGAAGUUUGCCGUCUGGAACUGAACAGCGUCGAGUUCCUCACUGAAGAGGAAAUUCGUGAAUCCACCGAAAAUGAUGUCACUCUUAUGCAGGUGGCUCAGGCCUUGGAGGAACAUAAAUGGCCAAAAAGUUUAAUGAAGUUCAAGUCUGUUGCGGACAAUCUUGUCUUCACUAAUGGAAUUUUACUGAAGAAUGGUUGCCCCGUCAUCCCUCAACAGCUUCAAGAAAAAGCAUUGGGAAUAGCACACCAGGGCCAUCCACUUGAUGCUAAGCUUAAGAGCAUUCUUCGUAGUCGAGUCUGGUGGCCAGGAAUGAGCAGUGAUGCAGAGAAAUGGGUGAAAUCGUGCGCCAUUUGUGCCGCAAAUGGUCGUCCGGAAAGACCACCUCCGAUGCGGCGAGCUUUUGCCCCAAAAGGAGUAUGGGAAACUAUUGCUCUUGACUUUAAUGGGCCGUAUCAAAAACUAGGGGGCAUUUUGAUACUGGUUAUUAUCGAUCUCAGGUCUAGGUAUGCGAUAGCUCGUCCCGUGAAAUCAACCAAGUUUGAACACACCAAAGCGGUACUUGAUGAAGUUUUUGAGAGGGAGGGUUUCCCAAAGGCUAUGAAAUCCGAUAAUGGUCCACCCUUCAACGGGCAAGAUUAUGCGGAAUUUUGCUCUGAACGAGGCAUUCAAACAAUCUUUUCGACCCCAUUCUACCCUCAGCAAAAUGGUUUGGUGGAGGGUUUUAUGAAGCUUGUGAAUAGAGCUAUGUGUACCGCACUGUCCACGGGAGCAAGCUACAAGGAAGAAUUGCAAGCUGCAGUCCAAUCCUACAAUGCGGCAGAUCAUAGCAUCACAAGAUUGCCUCCAGAAGAGAUAUUGACUGGCCGUAAAAUAAAGCGUGGACUUCCACUACUGAAUUUUGGCAAAGCUGAAUACGAUGAAAAGUUGCUGGAUUCAAGGGACCGCGAGGCGAAACUAUCGUCAAAAAAACGGGAGGAUGCCAGGCGUGGAGCUAAGCCGGAUCAGGUGAAACCAGGUGACACUGUCAUCGUCGAACGUUCGUCACGGGCUAAAGGAGAAACUAGGUUCAACCCAAAGCGCUUCACUGUGAUGCAGGAGAGUAACGGAAGCUUGAUCCUCUGUGAUACGGAAGGCCAACAGCUAAAGCGCCACGUCUCGCAGACCAAAAAGGUUCAACUGUGGCGAGAGACAUCAUCCGAAGCGGCCAAGGAUCACACGGAUUCCGAUGUUCCUGCCAGUGAUGGUGUUCGCGAGCGAUCCAACCGGAUGAAGCGACCUCCUUCACAUCUCUCCGAAUACGUUCGUGGAAUUGAAAAACUGUAGAUUAAAAUUUGAAUUACCAUACAUGUUUUUUUAACUGGAAUAUAUGUACCUUUUUCUGCUAAAGAGUUAUCUUAUUCCUGCUUGAAUAUCUUGGAAUACGCACUGCUAGAAAUGUCCUGAUUUGAGGGGGCUUUUCUUGGCUCCUGGAGCUUGAUAUUUUUGCUCUUGAUUCUUGAAGAGAAUAAUCCGAACUGUCAUGUCCUUAAAAAGAUUGCUAUGAUCGUUUUUUUUUCUGAAAAUCUAUGCAGCAUGUUUCAAGGGUUGCUGCACACGCAUUUAUUCUAUUUAAUUGAACCGUUGAACCCACGUUACGUUUAUUUAUUUCACCAGAGAGAAAGGGGGAUGUGUGGGGCGACAUAGUGAUAGUGUACGCCACUCUACCUUCUUCACCCUGAGCAGUGCACAUGGGGUCAGUGUGAGUGCAACAGUGUACAAGGCAAGACGUGUGUUCCCAGUAGCAGGCGUAAUGGGUGAUUUCCCGGUUACCGCCAGAAGUUGCACAGCCCUGCGCACGCGUUUGACCCGAUUCGAAACCGUUAGGCAACCGGUUUUCACAGCCCUGCAGGCGCGAAGUGUCAACCCUGGUUCAGUGGGGGUUAACAAAAAAUGUCCAUUAAUGGGACGGACGCAUCAGCAAUCGAUCCAUUGAUCGGUAUUGCACUUUUUUCCCUGCGAGUGUCGAUUGUAUCGAAACCGUUUUAUGAUGAGAGUUGACAGCCAAGGCAGGGACGACCAAAAAACGCAGACUCCGCGUGGGCUUCUUUCCCGCUUGAUUUUCUCUUCGCGAAGCGAUGCGAUGCGAGCGAAGAUCAGUGUGAGAAACAACAACCGAUUGCGCAGGAGACCCGAACCGAACCGGAAUGAAAUAUGGCAACAAUGUAAAAAGCUUUUUUGCUCGCACGCACAUUUGCGCUCGUCUCGAUCGCCGUUCGUUCGACCGUGCAUGCUUCAUGGAUGCUGAUGCAGCCCGAUGAGACUCGAUCGAGCAAGAUCAACAAACGAAUCAGCGCGAGAAAGGAGAGACCCCGAAAACAAACCCGUAUUUGGACCCUAAGGGCACUCGGCUCGGACUCUGUGUGUCUUGAUUCAGCGGACGCAUUCUUGGAACGCAUCGUCUCUACCCUUUUCCUCGUGCUCGUGUAUGGAUCGCAGUAGGCCCUCUGUGCACUUUUCUGCGAUUUGGACUGAACCGUUCAACCGCUGUUGAACCGGUUCAAGUGUUUUGGCUCGGGGCUGGGGUGACAAGCGGGGGUCCUAACAAGCCCGAAAAAUCUAAGCCAGCGCUGUCAAAUUUCAUUUCUUUUCUUUCGAAGGGGAUUUUCGAGGUGAAGUGAAAGUGCUGCCCUCAUCACUGUCAUAGGCACGAGCGACGUCAUUGUGCUCUGGACUCGGAGGGUCGUGAGACCCUUUACUUUCGGCACUGGGGCCUAGUCGUGGCUAUGGAGAGGUUUUAUGACGUUUUCUUCCUGGAUCUAGCUCGCUGGGUCUCUCUCGAAUCAAGAUCGUAAAUUUCUGUGGAACGAGGUGCCUCUCGGAAUCGGUUUUGGAAAUGACAAAGUAGUAUAAUUAAGUAAUUUAAUUUAUAUGGCUUUUUGGGUGGCUCGUCGUCAUGGAAAUGGGUCGCCUCAGCUCCCCAAUCGGAAGGGGAAACGAUUUAUGAUGUUUGUUCGGGCGCUAACAGGUGGAAGCUGGGAAGAUCCGGUUGGAAGAGCCGGAAGGCAGCAUUCCGGCGGAUUGAAUCGAUCGGUGAAUUUGAAAGCUAAAUUGAAAAGGCUUUUCCCACCGUCUCUCGUCCGAAAAGUGCUACAUGGGCACUAAUCAGCCUAAACAAAAGUGUAAUUGAAAUCUUUUCCAAGUGUAAACAUUCCCGGGAGUCCGCACGAAUGAUACUUUGUUUAUCGAAGGAGGCUGAGCGAACGGCGAUGCUGGAUCGAGUCGUCUCAGCGAGAAUGAUUUAUUUACGUCAACACUGCCAGACCGACUGUGAAUGUAAACAAGUUUUUCCUUCUUACCCCGUCAGAAGGUCUGAGAAAACCAGUAGUGGCUGCGGCGCACAUUCAGCAAUUAUGUUGACGAUGACGACGACGACGAUCUGAAUCUCUAAAACCCAUGAUAUUAAUAUUUGCCUGUGUGUCUGUCUGUCUGUCGGUCUGACCUGACUUAAUGGCGUCACGAUCUCCGAACGAUCAACAUCCUGUUAGCACACAGAGUCGGGUGGUACGUAGUAGGCCGACGAUUGUCGUGCAGCUGCAGCCUGCAGCUCAACCGAUCCACUGCAGCAGCCAGAUGCCCAACCGAUCCAAGUAUGCCGGCUAACCUAACUAAGCUGGGUGACUCACUUGAAGGGGCUUUCACAAAGACCCCGCGCUGCCAGCAGGAGGCGUGUGAGUGUGAAAAACUAAUCCACAUGUGGAACCGCUUAAUCCAAUCAAGGACAAACGCUCGCCAUCCAGUUGCAUUUAGAGGUUUUAAUUUCGUAUAAUUAAUGCCAGCCAGCCCAUGCAGCAAAAAAUAAAGAGCGAGAUCUGUCAAAAGUGGGUUGCUUAGAUCGCGGGGAUUCGAUCGAGUGGCAAUUAAGUUUGAAAUUGAAACCAAAUCAUCUAUGUCAUCUGAUCUACGGUAACGCUUAUUACGCUUGCACGGUGGAAGAUUUAGCGACAGCGAUAGACUGGCCUGGUGUGAAGCUGGCCUACGAGAAAAAGAGGUGAGGCCCUCUGUGAUUUCUUUCGCAGCGCGUAGCACGAUGAUCGCUAUCUUGCAUGUGCGGGCCAAGCCCGCAGCAAUGUUGGAAAGUUUUUCCAGAAAGACAAAUCUUGCUGAACCACGUGAUUUCAAAUGUUGCUGCUGCAAGGGCUCUCUUCCGUUCGCCGAAUAGCAAAGUUUGCCUAGACGCGUCCAUUAACGACUUGUAACACGGAAGCUGUUUGCCUUGCAAACAUUAUUUAUCGAUCGAUCGAUCGAAAUUGCUUUUAAAGGUUCAAUUAGGCAGUUUUCCACGCGGCUGAAAAUGAUCGGCGCUCGGCGCGGAGUGAGCAGCACCUAAUGGAUGGCGGCGACCUCCAUCAGCGCCACUCAUUGGAAAUACUUUUCGCGCAAUGCGUCCGUCAGAUAAACUGUCAAUCAUCUCUAACUUAGCCGGCGAGUUUUGUUUUGAGGAGGAGAAGGAGGGCCCUUCAAGUCGGAUUGCGAUGCGUGGGGGCUUGCAUCGUGCGAAUUUAGAUACGCCUUUCAUCCAAGUAGCCACAGCAGUUUGCGCUGUGUGCCCAUGCAGCAUCAGCAGCAUUUCGGAGCUGACCUCGCGGGAUGGAAAGCGAUGAGUGCCGCGCAGGCCUUAAUUGAUCGUAAAUGGAUUGUGCUUGUGGUAAAAAGGUUUCCCUAUCGACCUUAAUGGACUGCGCAAUCGAUCGAUCGCUGGAUGACCGAUUGUAUGUGCGCGCGCGCGAUAUUGCUCUCACAAAACGUGAAAUGCGAAACACGAAGCGCGCAGCAAAAGCGAACCUGUCAAAAAUCUCGACUUUGCUUUGACUGCUUGUUUUUUGUUUUGUUUUGCACGAUUCCUCCAUUGGCAGCGAUUCUUUCAUUUUGGAAGGUUUUUGGGAGACGAAUUUUUUGGACAGUAAUUGCAGUGCGCGGAACGCGCAUAAUUAUGUCCAAUUAGUGCGCGAGUGCAAACACAUUGACAGGACUGCGGCAAGACAGGUUGUUCCCAUUUUCGGCUUGGUUUCGCUACCAAAUUCGAGGUUUCGGUUUUGAUCGAGAAAGGAAAACAAUUUGAUCUCUUUUGCUGCAAGAAUUAGCUUUUGAGAUUUUUUUAUUUGGCAUGGAAUGCGCACUUUUAAUUUUCCGUGUAGUAAACACGGUUGACAGUUCGGAAGUCAAGACAAACGUACACUGAUCGUAAUUCGCUGUGUGCUUUUGAUAGGAUAUUCGUCGGAAUAAGUCAGAAUGUGUCUGAUGCAUUAGCAUGGCAAACUAGAUGUUGGUAACCAUUGCUUCUUGAGAAAUGAAGAAAUCAGACAAAAAAGUAACAAGAUGUUCUCAGCAUUUUCCCAUCGUCUAGGUUGCGUCGAAUGAGCUCAUUUCUGUCCAUUAAGAAAAAGGAAUAUCCCGGUCGAUCGUUGUGCGUGGAAACUUGCUGUGCCGCGUUCUCUCAUCAGAGGCGACUCCUGCUGCCAUAAAAUCAUAAUUUCCGUAAUUUCUCGCACUCGGGAAGAUGUGAUAGCUUCGGUCUAGCCUCGGAGCUGCAGGAAACAUUAUCUAAUAGCGCGGACAACAAUGAGCGUCCAAUUUGCUUCGGCCCAGUUGGUGGCGGCAGGUUAAACUCCGGUUCCUUCAGCUUGAUAAUGUCAUUAUCCCAGUUGUUGUAGCGUCUUGGUCGACAACGUCGCCCAGCCCAGCAGUGGCGGCAGCGCGAUCAUCGUCAUCUUCAUCAUCAUCGUCGUCGUCGAUGUUCCUUUUGCCCUACCCAGUCAAAGUUUUACGAUUAUUGUCGGCAAUGAUAUUGUUAUUGUUAUUAGAGGUCCAUUAUGAUCUGCCACGACGGCGUUGGGUCUUUCUUUGUUCUGACGCGUUGUUGGGUUGAAGCUGCUCCAAAGUGUUACUUUUUCAGUACGUCAUGUGGAUUAGACCUCCGCUUCUUGGUUACCUUAGGCUUGCAAUCAUGUUCUAAUGAUGAGUAUCAUUAUCGAUCGAGAAUUUGUUUGUUUCUUUCGGUGUGUAGAAUAUACACUGGAAACAUUGUGUCAAAAACAAAACCGAAGAAAGAUUUUUUCCGUGCAUCAAGAUUUCACAGAAUUUAAAUUGAAUUAGUUGCUGUAUUCUAACGAUAUGGCAAACGUCAAAUCGAAGUAAGCCACAGCAGUCAUUUGCCUCAGUCUACUACGAUCGAGACUGCACGAUCGCCAGGUGGAUUAAUCCCAAUUUUAUGUUUGCAUGGUGGCGAGCCGAUGGCGAUCCCAUUCUUGAACUUGCGGUUUCCCGUUUCGAUCAGUUUCGUACCUUGAUGAGUCUCGUAUUUCGUCGUUUUCUUCUACGAGAGAGGUUAUUCAAUCUGUGUGGGAUCAGGGCUUGACAGGAGCUUGGCGAAAAACGGCGAAAGACGGCGUCCUCUCAACGUCUGGAACCGCAAAGUUCCAUUAUCGGACGUAGCGAGUCGCCGUCGUGGCUGAGUGGAGAAAAAUGGCGCUCAUAAAUAUCAUUUUCACAUCACCAACCACCACCGUGCAUACAUUAGUGGCAACGGCUGCGACGAGCAGAAUGAGGAACCGCAAUUUACUCCCUUUCCAUUCAUCGCUCUAUCUCGCGUCAU
This is a messenger RNA of Aedes albopictus (Asian tiger mosquito), 8179 nucleotides long. RefSeq lists its product as uncharacterized. Gene Ontology annotation, molecular function: nucleic acid binding. The record is from RefSeq and is a predicted model, not a curated record. Gene Ontology annotation, biological process: DNA integration. NCBI's taxonomy places the organism in Eukaryota, Metazoa, Arthropoda, Insecta, Diptera, Culicidae. Bases 1 to 2871 code for a protein of 956 amino acids. The transcript has 2 exons.